UAGGCACGAAAAUAAACGACAACGAAAUCUGUCCCUUGUUUACUGACCCCCCUCUACCCAAUUCUCUCCGUACAUUUUACGUGUGAAACGAUUUAGCGUAGUUGACUCAGCGCCAAUUGUUAUUAAUUUAUAGAAUUUAACAGUUAGUGAAGUGAGUUACGCAACGAAAUAAACAUAAGAAGAAGCUCUGUCUCAGUCAGUGUCAAGUUCGUAAACUGCAAUAUCCUAUCGUAGUGCAAACAACAGAUAACCCAACUGUGUACAAACAAACAGUUCGGCAAGACAGCAGCAAAAUUAUCAAGACGUUUUAUUUCCCGUGCAUAAUGGUACUCUCAAUGGUUCGAUGGGUCGGUAAAGUGGCCAUUGUAACCGGUGCUAGUUCUGGAAUAGGAGCAGCAAUUGUGGAUGCUCUUGUCGAAAACGGUUUAAUUGUGGUUGGUAUAGCUCGCCGAACUGAGCUCAUCGAAAAACGCGCUAAGGAAUUAUCAGACAAAAUAGGAAAACUUUAUGCUUUCAAAGUUGACCUUACUCGCGAAGACGAAAUUUUGUCUGCUUUCAAAUGGGUUGAAGAUAAUUUAGGGCAUGUGCAUGUUCUUAUCAACAACGCCGGAUUUCUGUCAGAAGAAUUAUUGUCUGAAGGGAAUACUGACACUUGGAAACGAGGUUUCAAUAUAAAUGUAAUAGCGCCAUGUAUUGCUACAAGAGAAGCGGUUAAAAUAAUGAGAAAACAUGAUAUAAAGGGGCACAUAAUUCAUAUUAACAGUAUUGCAGGACAUAAAGUUUCGCCUCUGCCUAAAACCAAUGUGUAUCCGGCAACCAAACAUGCAAUCACUGCUCUGACUGAAACCUUAAGACAGGAAUUAAAUACUCUGGGUAGCAAAAUUAAAGUUACUAGUGUUAGUCCCGGUCUUGUAGUGAGCGAAAUGACGGUUCUACGUAAAGAUAUAAGUGAAGAACGAAAGAAGAUAUUCGAAGCUCGUCCAAUUUUGAAAAGUGAAGAUAUAGCAGAUGGGGUUGUUUAUGUUUUGUCCACCCCAGAACAUGUUCAGGUACAUGAACUGACCAUCAAGCCAGUGGGGGAACCUUACUAAUUGUAUGUUACAAAUAAAUAUAAAUGAAACCUAUACCUACUGUUAAUUAGGAGUAUAAUAAUAAAAGAUUUAUGUAAUUUAAAAA
Molecule: messenger RNA, 1176 nt
Organism: Zophobas morio
Lineage: Eukaryota; Metazoa; Arthropoda; Insecta; Coleoptera; Tenebrionidae
Product: farnesol dehydrogenase-like
Exons: 3
Coding region: 324-1091 (255 amino acids)
Molecular function (GO): oxidoreductase activity
Source: RefSeq, a predicted model, not a curated record